Molecule: messenger RNA, 1320 nt
Organism: Candida tropicalis MYA-3404
Lineage: Eukaryota; Fungi; Ascomycota; Pichiomycetes; Serinales; Debaryomycetaceae
Exons: 1
Coding region: 1-1320 (439 amino acids)
Source: RefSeq, a predicted model, not a curated record
AUGGAUUCAGCAAGCUGUGGACCUUCGAAUGCUAUUCAAAAUUUAAACAAACAUACUCAAAGAGAUACAUCUCUACAACACCAAAGAUUACAACAAGCCACUGGUGGUUCUUCAGUUCAACAGUUUCGUCAAGGGAAGCAACACAUUGAUCCAAGAUUAAAUAAUGAGUUCCAACAAUUCAAUAGUGGUGGCGAUUUUGCCAGUUCAUUUAUGAAUCAAAUGCACAUACAACCUAAAGUUCAACAUCAUCACCCAGUGCAACAACAACAACAACAAAACGGCGGAUGGGUUAACGAUUUUUCUAAUUUAUCGAUCCAACAAACACCACAAGCUAAAUCCGAUUGGCAGCAACAGUUUAUGCAACAGAAUCAAAAUGUCACUCAUCAUCAUCAACAUCAACAUCAACCACAGGUGCAGCAGUCAAAUUUUCAACAAAUGACACCAAAUUAUGCUUUGGGUAACAGUUAUCAAAUGAGAAGUAAUGUCGUUCCCAUAGCAGCUCCAGUAUUUCAGAACCAAUCAGAACAUCAACAGAGCCAUAAAUUAGAAGAAGAACAACGUCGGUUUGAAAAUGAAUUUGCGUUAAUUGAAAAACAUUUGGCAGCCGAGCAACAACAACAACAGCAGGAAGAAGUAGUUACUCAGGAAGUCGAUAUCGAUAAUAUAGCCAAGGAGAAGUUUGCUGAGACUGCAAGAUUGGUGGAAGAUACAAUCAAGUCUAAGACUUAUGAUGAUUUUGAAAUGAAAAAGAAGUUUGAAAACUCACAAUUUUUGAAAUUGAUGUCAUCCAUUGGGAAUAGAAAAGUAGAGUUGGAAGGGGAUAAAUUGGUAACUUCUGACUCAAAAGAAGAUAUUAGAGAGAAGGGAAUCCCUGAAUCCGAGGCACAAACUGCAUUUGCGUCACAUCAAGAACUGCACCAACAGGCAACUUUAAAUAACCCAGAUUAUCAUCAGCCAAUGUUUGACCAAACGCCUGAAAGCUCACGUGAUCCCACAGGGAGAGCUGGUGUUAAUGUUGCACAGCAGCCUGUUCAAGAUACCGCGGCAGAACAAGAGAACCCACAAGAAAACAGAUUGCCUGAUCCAUUAGCUCAUAUUCAAGAUGGUCAAUUAAGUGAUAUUAAUGAUCCAUUAACUGCCGCCAAAGUAAUUAGUGGAGGUCAGGUACAGACUAAAGAUUGGAUAGAAGAUUUUGACAAUGAACCUGAAAUCAAGCAACAAAGUGCACAUAAUGAAAGACCAUUUAGAAAAGGUCAAAUUGUCGAUCACCAUUGGGAUGAAAUGUACCAUGAUUACAGACAUGAUGAUGAUUAUUAUUAG